AUGGUAGUCAACAAGCUCUUUUCCAAAUGGCCAUUUAACUCUGUUAAUGAAAGAAUAUUGGACUUUGUUGGCGAAACCACAGAUGAUAAUAGUAGCAGCUGCAGACUUGUACAUAUCCGUACAAAUGUACCACAAGUAUAUAGAAGAAAAAACUUCCUUAGUUAUGUUUUCGGGGAGGUAAUAGAUAAAUUUACAAUUCAUCAUAGGAAUAAUCAGUUGCUGGAUUUUGUGAAAAAUAGUUCGCUAAUAAGUGAAUACAGUACACUCCGAGGUACAAUAUUUGAGCGAAUUGCUCAUCGAAAAUUACCAAGUAGGGAGUCUUUUAGGACUCAUCCCUUAUUUGACAAACUUUCUCCUGCUUUGGGAACGGAUCUUCAUACUAAUACUUGGCGAAAUACUGUUGUCCAGCGUAGAUCACUUUGGACUAGCCGUCUUAAACAAUAUGUUUUAGAGCUUGGGAAUUGCAAAGAAAAUGGAUCAGAUCUGGAAAAUAUAGCUCACUUAUAUGAAGAAGCAUGUAAUGCAGAAGAUGAAUCUGAUCAGGGCGAAGUUAACACCUGUCAUCCAAAAGAAGCAUCGAUAUUUAUUUCAAAUAUUGAUAAAUUGAUUGUCGAAAGACAACUUCAGUCAUAUUUUGAUGAAUGUGGAUUGAUAAAAUAUUGUAAUAUUAAACGCGAUCCAAUACUUAACGAAAGUUUGUCUCUCGCUAGAAUUACCUAUUAUGACGAGACCGAAGGGGUGGCAUUAAAUGCUGCUAGGGAAGCUGUCUCUAGACUUAAUGGAAGACAAUUUUAUAACAAUAUGCCCAUAAAUGUUGAACUUGAUAAUGAUG
Messenger RNA from Entrophospora sp. SA101, 832 nucleotides. The record is from the annotation of a GenBank genome assembly. Lineage: Eukaryota; Fungi; Glomeromycota; Glomeromycetes; Entrophosporales; Entrophosporaceae.